This is a messenger RNA of Trametes versicolor FP-101664 SS1, 2466 nucleotides long. RefSeq names its product anthranilate synthase component. Gene Ontology annotation, molecular function: anthranilate synthase activity. Gene Ontology annotation, biological process: L-tryptophan biosynthetic process. The record is from RefSeq and is a predicted model, not a curated record. NCBI's taxonomy places the organism in Eukaryota, Fungi, Basidiomycota, Agaricomycetes, Polyporales, Polyporaceae. The transcript has 7 exons. Bases 1 to 1530 code for a protein of 509 amino acids.
AUGUCUAUAGACACCCAGAAGCUACCGGCGUUCCCCCCGCUCGCUACGGUCGAGCAAAUCGUCCUCAAGGAGAAGCGAGGAAACUGCGUCCCGGUAUACGUGGAGCUUCCCGGAGACCUCCUCACACCAUGUGUAGCAUAUCUCCGGAUUGCGAAGGACUCAAAGUACAGUUUCCUCUUGGAAUCAGUGGUCGCGGGAGAGAACUUGGCGCGGUAUAGUUUCAUCGGCGCAGAUCCCUUCAAGAUUAUCCGGGUUGGUCCCAAUGAAGAAGUCACUGGAGAUCCCAUGGUCGCGCUGCAGAAGGAGCUCGGGAUGUACAAGUACGUGAAGCUCCCCGAGGUACCGACAUUCACUGGCGGCGCGAUCGGGUACGUGGGGUACGAUUCCAUCCAGCACUUCGAGCCCAAGACUGCGCGCCCGCUCGAGGACCCCCUGCGUAUCCCCGAAGCCAUAUUCAUGCUGGUUGACACCCUCCUCAUCUACGACCAUCUCUACCAAAACCUCAAGGUCGUCUCUCACGUUCACUGUCCCGGAGAUGCGAGCCAGGUCAACCUCUCCUUCAUCUACCAGACCGCAGUGUCGAAGGCGCGGCGGUUAGCGAAGCUCGUUAUGAGCGGCGCGACCCCCGAGGUGUAUCAGCAACCUAUCGUCCUCGGAAACGAGGCGGUCUCGAACGUGGGGAAGGAAGGAUACGAGGGCUUCGUGACGAAAUUGAAGGAGCACAUCGUGAAGGGCGAUAUCAUCCAGGCCGUCCCUUCGCAGCGACUCGCACGACCAACCACUCUGCACCCUUUCAAUGCGUACCGGCACUUGCGGCGCAUCAACCCCAGCCCAUACAUGUUCUAUCUCGAUUGCGGUCACUUGCAGAUCGUCGGCGCGAGUCCGGAGACGCUUUGCAAGGUCGAGAAGAACAAGGUGUACAACCACGCUAUCGCGGGUACAAUCCGAAGAGGACAAACUGUUGAAGAGGACGAGAAGCUCGGUGCCGAACUGCUCGCAUCAGAGAAAGACAGAGCAGAACAUAUCAUGCUGGUCGAUCUUGCACGAAACGACGUCAACAGGGUAGCCAGGCCUGAAACCGUGCACGUCGACCACCUUCUACGACUGGAGAAGUUCAGUCACGUCAUCCAUCUCACUUCUCAAGUCUCGGGUCUGCUACGAGAAGGGAAGACAAGAUUCGACGCCUUCCGGUCUAUCUUCCCAGCAGGCACGGUCUCGGGAGCCCCGAAGAUUAAGGCGAUCGAACUCAUCUACGAGCUGGAGGGGCAGCGCCGCGGAAUCUAUGCUGGUGCGGUCGGCCGCUUCGACUUUGCAGAUGAUGAAAUGGAUACUUGCAUCGCCAUUCGUACAAUGGCGUUCAAGGACGGUAUUGCAUACCUACAAGCAGGUGGUGGGAUUGUCUUCGACAGCGUAGAGGAGGAUGAGUACGUGGAGACCAUUAACAAAUUGAAGGGUAACAUGCGUGCUCUGGAAGCGGCUGAAAAGUAUUGGUAUGAUAUCCAGAACGCCAAGGUCGCACCGGCACCAUGAUGUGUAUUAGAGGACAUAAUGUAGUAGUAGUGAUCUAUGCCAUGUGCUGUUCCCUGGGCCGUGACGGUCUCCUGCUUGCUGCUCGUGCCGCUUUUGCCUGUUCUUCGUGGUAAAUCGCCACCCCUUCGCGACCUGCUACGCUCAGCAGUCCACCAAUUAGCUCCGCCGUCCGGGUGCUCUCGUCGUUAGCGGGGAUGGGGUACAUGACAACCCGAGGGUCGACGUUCGAGUCGACAAUGCCGAUCGUAGGCACAUGCUCGAGUGCACAUUCCCGGAUGGCGUGGAUGUUGGGGAUGGGGUUGAGGAAGACCACGAGGUCUGGAACGACCUGCUCGUCCCGGGCGACCUCAGGACCGAACAUGUGGACCUUGUUCGUCAAUGUGCCCGGAAGCCACCGUUCGCCGACGUGGUAGCCCUGCUUUCCCAUGCGCUCUGCGGCGAGGCGAACGGUCGAGCGAAGGUCCGCCCGAGUCCCGACGAAAACGAUGGAACCGCCUCGUGCAGCAACACCACGCACGACCUGCGCUGCUCGACGGAGUAGCGGGAGGGUGUGGUCGAGAUCGAUGAUGGUGAUACCGGCGCGAGUACCGUACGCAUAGGGCACAAAGUUUGGGUUCAUCCGUGUGUGGGAGUGACCGAAGUGUGCGCCAGAGGCAAUGAGGGCGGAGAGCGUGAUGUCGGAGGGGGCUACGGGUCGGUGGAGGGUGUGGUGAGGCUGGAAGGUGUUGUCUCGUGUCUGCGUUGAGCCAUAUUCGCUGAACGUUUCGAUCAGGGACUUGUACUCGGCCCGUUUGAGCUGGAGGUUAGUCCAGUCCUCUGGCGCCUCUAGUGGGGUCUCCUCGACCUUGGCGAAGGAGGAAUUUUGUCGGGCGUUGACAGCGACCGACGCCCGCACGGACGACCGGGAGCACCUGGCUGCAGAGACGGCGCCGCGUC